UUUCUCUGGCUUGCUAGUUUUCAUGAAUUCUUUCAUCUUUCUCGAUUCAUUCCCACUUUCAUUUCCUUAUGCAAUCAUUGGUCGGUUGUGGAGGUGUUUGCGUAGUGGUUAUGGCGGUCAUGGUCUGUUUUUGGGUGAUUCAGAUUUUUAAGGAGGCCCCGCAAUUUUUAAAGUGCAUUCGAACAGUCCGACCACUUCUGUCGGAGUUCCACUCGGAAGGAAUUUUUUUGCCAGUAUGUAUCGAAUUUUGAGGAGACAAUGAAUCCCUAAAAUUUAAAUUGAACUGAAUUACAGUUUUGUUGAUGCUGCAAUGGUUUUGUUUGUUUGACACUAGUGGUGGAGUUUCUUUCCGGUGGUUCUUCUUAUUUGAUAAAGAAAGACUCUUCUAAUGGCGAGUUAUCUGUGGAGAAAGUACGCGGGUUAUAAGUACACAAAGCGGGAGAGGACUUUUCUAUGGGACAUGGUAGAGCCAUACACGCGACCCAAAUCCUUUACUCGUCUUGUCACCCUCUAUGUUUCAGCCUUCUAUACUGGAGUUAUUGGUGCUGCCAUUACUAAACAACUCUACAAGGAGAAGUACUGGGAAGAUCACCCUGGGCAGGAAGUGCCUCUUAUGAGGCCAAAAUUCUACUGGGGUCCUUGGAGGGUAAUUAGGGGGGAGGCCUUGUCCCCCCUGCUACCAAAUAUGUGAAACCCAUGGCAGCUACUGGAAAACUUUUCUCAAGAUGUUUGCUAAUCUCAGCAGAUAGUCUUUCAUUGUUCCGGCCCCCAGGCAAUGAUGAAGCUUAUUGCCUGUGAUAAUGCCCCCUGUUGCGGAGUUGAAAACCAUGCUUGUUUAGUAUUUCCUGGCUGAUAUUUACUGCUGAAAAUCCCAACUUUUGCAUGAGAAAAAAUUGUUCUACUAAUUGACGGAGUGUAUAUUUAAAUUCUCCUUAGCAGCUCUUCUUACCUGUCAAGUGCUUCUUAUCUUUUGGGUCAUAAUUCAGAACUAGAUAGGAGUUUGGGGUUAGCUUUGGUUUUUCCUGACUUAUGCCCUCUUUUUUAAUUUGCCAUGGAGCUCUUCUGGUUAAAUUCCAUAUAUAGUUUUCUGCUCAAUUUAGCUUGGCCUAAUUUGUCUUCCUGGCUGAUGAUCAUGAACUAUUGUAAGAUAUGGAACAAUACCAACAGAACCAGUGGCUCCAUCAAGACAACAAAUUGCGAAAGAACGAAUCCAAUCCAGCAUCGGCACACCAAGAUCAUGGAAGGAAAUGGUUCAGCUGCAAUCUCUCAACAUUCCCUCCAAUCUUAACGAAUCUGUGGAGAGAAUCAGAACAAAUGGUGCGUUCUUUCGCGCAAACUACCUUAUUAUCAUAUUGUUCCUUAUCUUCUUCAACUUGCUUUGGCAACCAAUGUCAUUGAUCGUCUUUUUGACAAUGAUAAUUGCCUGGUUGUUCUUAUAUUUUCUGCGCGACGACCAUAUUAUGAUUUUUGGCCUUGUGAUUCAUGACCAACUUGUCAUGAUAGCAUUGUUGGCGGCCACCAUUGUCAUGCUCUCUGUAACCAGUGUGACAGACAAGAUUGUAAUGGCUCUCUCCACUGGGGUGGUGGUGGUUCUGGUUCACGGAGCACUGAGAACCACCAAUGAUUUAGUGGUUGUAGAUCCUGAACUUGGUGGAGAAGGCACAAAUACACCUCUAAGAGAUGCUGCAUCAGCUUCUUAUUCUUUAUCCAUGUGAAUUAUUAUGCUAUUGAUUCACCUUUUUAGUUGUUUGAAAAAAAUGGGUAUACAUUUUUGAAAUCGCAA
Tripterygium wilfordii is the source of this 1783-nucleotide messenger RNA. RefSeq lists its product as uncharacterized. NCBI's taxonomy places the organism in Eukaryota, Viridiplantae, Streptophyta, Magnoliopsida, Celastrales, Celastraceae. Gene Ontology annotation, biological process: vesicle-mediated transport. The coding region runs from base 389 to 691 and encodes 100 amino acids. The transcript has 4 exons. Gene Ontology annotation, cellular component: Golgi apparatus; endoplasmic reticulum. The record is from RefSeq and is a predicted model, not a curated record.